CAGGGCGGGUGGUGGCCCCUCACUGGUGCAGCCAGAACAGGUGUAGGUGGUCAGGGCGGGUGGUGGCCCCUCACUGGCGCAGCCAGAGCAGGUGUAGGUGGUCAGGGCAGGUGGUGGCCCCUCACUGGCGCAGCCAGAACAGGUGUAGGUGGCCAGAACAGGUGUAGGUGGUCAGGGCAGGUGGUGGUCCCUCACUGGUGCAGCCAGAACAGGUGUAGGUGGUCAGGGCGGGUGGUGGUCCCUCACUGGUGCAGCCAGAGCAGGUGUAGGUGGUCAGGGCAGGUGGUGGCCCCUCACUGGCGCAGCCAGAACAGGUGUAGGUGGUCAGGGCAGGUGGUGGUCCCUCACUGGUGCAGCCAGAGCAGGUGUAGGUGGUCAGGGCGGGUGGUGGCCCCUCACUGGUGCAGCCAGAACAGGUGUAGAUGGUCAGGGCAGGUGGUGGUCCCUCACUGGUGCAGCCAGAACAGGUGUAGGUGGUCAGGGCGGGUGGUGGUCCCUCACUGGUGCAGCCAGAGCAGGUGUAGGUGGUCAGGGCAGGUGGUGGCCCCUCACUGGCGCAGCCAGAACAGGUGUAGGUGGUCAGGGCAGGUGGUGGUCCCUCACUGGUGCAGCCAGAACAGGUGUAGAUGGUCAGGGCAGGUGGUGGUCCCUCACUGGUGCAGCCAGAGCAGGUGUAGGUGGUCAGGGCAGGUGGUGGCCCCUCACUGGCGCAGCCAGAACAGGUGUAGGUGGCCAGAACAGGUGUAGGUGGUCAGGGCGGGUGGUGGCCCCUCACUGGUGCAGCCAGAACAGGUGUAGGUGGUCAAGGCGGGUGGUGGCCCCUCUCUGGCGCAGCCAGAACAGGUGUAGGUGGUCAGGGCAGGUGGUGGCCCCUCACUGGCGCAGCCAGAACAGGUGUAGGUGGUCAGGGCGGGUGGUGGCCCCUCACUGGUGCAGCCAGAACAGGUGUAGGUGGUCAAGGCGGGUGGUGGCCCCUCUCUGGCGCAGCCAGAACAGGUGUAGGUGGUCAGGGCAGGUGGUGGCCCCUCACUGGUGCAGCCAGAACAGGUGUAGAUGGUCAGGGCAGGUGGUGGCCCCUCACUGGUGCAGCUGACCACUCUAGCCUUGGAAUCCAGGUCCAGGCUGUGGCCUUGCUCCUUCCAAUACGUUUUCCUGUAAUCCGCAAGCCAUUAAGCACUCAAAGCAGGGUUCUGCUAGGUCAGGACUGGCCUUUAGGCAGACUUGUCACCUCUUAGAUUGUUCUCCGGCUUGCUGGCAUUCUUUUCACUCCAUGGUCACGUUGCCUGGUUUUUUUACUUUCAGUUUUUUAGAUGUAUUUAUUUGUUGGGAAGAGUUAACAGAGAGAGAGGGAGAGCCACAGAGAGAGAUCUUCCAUCUGCUGGUUCACUCCCCAGAUGGCCCCAGGGACCCCCGGCUGGGGCAGGCCUAGCCCGGAGCCAGGAGCCUCCUCCACGUCUCCCACUUGGGUGCCUUGCCUGACUGGUAUCUGCGAUCAAACUUGAGUUCCUUUAGGAGGAUGAAUACCAAGUCUGUCUGCUACCCAGUUUCUCCUGGCUUCAGGGGCUAAACCCUGACCUGCCGUGGGCAUGUCCAUUUGGUUGCCCCUCAGGCAUCAAACGCAGUGUCUCCUCCAACCUUGCACACUGUCUCCAUGCAUGCAGUCCAGGUCUAAGGGACUGAAAUCUAUUCCUGGCUGGGUUCCUCCUCACCGCUUACAGUCAGUGUAUCAUCACGUGCUUCGAAUUUCCAUCAGGACCUCCAAAUCCUCUCCGUCUUGCUUGUUCCUUCCUUCAGGUACCGCGAGAUGAUUCAAAUAACUUCCCGGGGGCUUCUUGAUGUUUAUUUCAGCUUCUGCCAGUGCACUUUCCAUCCUGCUACUUAGUGAUCUUUGUGCAGUUCAAAUAUGAUUGUAUUUCAUCAAGGAGUUUUCAACAUAAUAGCCAAAGUGCUUAGUAUAGGUCUCUUCCAGUCUUCCUCCCAACCCCUAGUCCCUUAUCUGAAAGCCAGUGGUUACUGGUUCUAAAACAUCUCCCCACGGCAGUCAUGGGCGUGCUUGUUAAAAACGAAGAUAACAGCUGAAUUCAGAGCACGUGAGAUUCUUGUGUGGACGGUUAAUGCCCAAGUGUGUAUUUUUAACAAGCUCUGCCCUGGACCCUUGCUCUUUAGGGGUUCAGGACGUGCUGCCCCAAAAUGUGGUGCCUUGGCGUUUGAGGGACCAGCAGAGGCAAAGCUCACUCUAGGACUUUCUUCAUUCAUUCCUCCCACGCUCCUCCCCAAAGCUGGCCAUCGAAGAAUCCUCUGGCCGUUGUGUAAGGCCCUCCUGUAAGGCACCCUGCCUGUACCCAGAGGAAAUGGAUGCCCUUCUCGCUGAAAGCAGAAUCCAAACCAACAGGCCUUGCUGACUUGCCAUGUUUAUUACUUUUAGGUCAUAGCUUCUGCCACUCUUAUCAAACAGCAUAAAAGCACACAUUUCUGUUUCAUUGAGUCUUCGUUUCUGAAGACUCCUGUGUCACGUAGAACUUGCAUUAAAUAUAUUUAUAUAUUUUCUUAAGCCGUCUUUUGCUGUAGGGGUCUCAGCCGUGAACCUAGUGUUGGGUGAGGAAAAAGCCUCCUGCCCCAACACUGCCUCGUGUGUGUCUGAGCACGCCUUCCUGUUUGUCCUGCCCUGUGUGCGUCUUAGUUGGGGCUGCUUUAACAAGAUACCAUAGACUGGUGGCCUAAGCAGUGGCUGUUUAUUUGUCCUAGUUCUGGUGGUGCGAAGUCUGAAGUCAGGGUGCUUGGUAAUGGCUCUCUCUCUCCUUGCCGUAUCCUCAUGAGAGAGGAUGAGUGCAUAGAUCUAGGGAUCAGGGCUUUAACGUAAGGACGGGGCCACGCAGGUUUGCAGCAUAGAAUACACGCAGCUCCUCUCUUGUUCGUGAUGACUCGGAAGCCGCCCCUGACCAUGCCCCACCCCUGAUGCCCAGACAAGCAGUAAAAACCAUCUACACAGCCUGUUCCGUGGGAGUGCUGCGAGUUCUUUGUCAUCUGCAUGCCUUCGAGCACUCAGGAGGCUGCACGUCUUCACCUCACCGUGUGCUGCUCCCCUGCCCAAGUCCUUAGGAGAAGAUGACUGUGUUCUUUAAAACACUUCGAAAUCAUUGGAAGAAAACUACAGCUGGGCUGUGCCUGCUGACGUGGGGAGGCCACUGGCUCUAUGGAAAACACUGUGAUAACCUGCUGAGGAGAGCGGCCUGUCAGGAAGCCCAGGUGUUUGGCAAUCAGCUCAUUCCUCCCAACGCACAAGUGAAGAAGGCGACGGUCUUUCUCAACCCUGCAGCUUGCAAAGGCAAAGCCAGGACUCUAUUUGAAAAAAAUGCCGCCCCGAUUUUGCAUUUAUCUGGCAUGGAUGUGACCGUCGUUAAGACAGAUUACGAGGGACAAGCCAAGAAACUCCUGGAGUUGAUGGAAAGUACAGAUGUGAUCAUUGUCGCUGGAGGAGAUGGGACCCUGCAGGAGGUGGUUACUGGACUUCUUCGAAGAGCAGACGAGGCGACCUUCAGUAAGAUCCCCAUCGGAUUCAUCCCACUGGGGCAGACCAGCAGUUUGAGUCCCACCCUCUUUGCCAAGAGUGGAAACAAAGUCCAACAUAUCACAGAUGCCACGCUUGCGAUUGUGAAAGGAGAGACAGUCCCACUUGAUGUGUUACAAAUCAAGGGUGAAAAGGAACAGCCUGUGUUUGCGAUGACUGGCCUGCGCUGGGGAUCCUUCAGAGAUGCCGCUGUCAAAGUUAGCAAGUACUGGUAUCUCGGACCUUUAAAAAUCAAAGCAGCCCACUUUCUCAGCACUCUUAAGGAGUGGCCUCAAACGCAUCAAGCCUCCAUCUCGUACACGGGUCCUACAGUGAGACCACCCAGUGAGCCAGAAGGGACCCCUCCCCGGCCGUCUUUGUACAGGAGAAUAUUGCGAAGGCUCGCGUCAUACUGGGCACCACCUCCGGAAGCCCUCUCCCAAGAGGUGAGCCUGCAAGACUGGAAGGAAGUACAGCUGUCCACCAUUGAACUGUCCAUCACAACACGGAACAGCCAGCUUGACCUGACGAGCAAGGACGACUUCAUGAACAUCUGCGUGGAGCCCGACACGGUCAGCAAAGGAGACUUCAUAAGCAUAGGAAGCAAGAAGGUGAGAGACCCCAGGCUGCAUGCGGAUGGCACCGAGUGUCUGCAGGCCAGCCAGUGCAGCCUGCACCUGCCGGAGGGCACAGGAGGCGCUUUCAGCAUCGACAGCGAGGAGUACGAAGCCAUGCGCGUGGAGGUCAAGCUGCUCCCCAGGAAACUGCGGUUCUUCUGCGACCCCCGGAGGAGGGAGGAGAUGCUGCAGGGGGCAGCUCCGUGAGCGGCCGCGGCGGGGGCGCCCGAGACGGAUCCCCAGGGCCUGCUCGCGGCCAGUACCCUGCGCGCCGCCCGCAGCACGCCCUGCCCCGAGCGGCGAUCCGUCCUCCGGGCUGAUUGUCCCUUGUCUGCCCCGAGUGGACGGAGAGGACUCGAACUUUCUGCCCAAGCACAGCCGCCGCAGACUAAGUCCUCAGUGUGUUGUCGCGUCCAGGAAUCCCGGGGCAGUGCCUGCCUUCCCCGGCUCCCGGCUCCCAUUUCUAGGCUCUUCGUGGGUGUUGCUACCGUGGGGCUUUGGUUCAGUUUGUCCUCAAUCCAAAAACAGUUGUGAGGCCAUGUCCCUAGUCAGCCACCGCUAAAAUACGGUAAAAGCCGAGUUGUUUCAAGCUGUCCUUUAACUGUUGGUCUGCAUGAGAGCCUCCCGGGGUGGGCCUCACUCCCAGGCUGAGCUAGCAGUUUGAGGUGAGCGCCAGAAACGGCAGCUUGCCACGCUCCCCGGUGACAGUGUCCCCCACCCGUUCUCGGGAGAACGUAGCCGGAAGCGGCGGUCACCGCCUCUUCCACUCCCGUCUCCUGCAAAGUAUUUUGAAAAAUCAUGUACCCCUCACCCAUCCCAGUCGACGUCUGGAGUCUUUCGUGGGAAGUUGUCUAGUUGCCCAAGUCUGUACUUCCUGGUGUCAUGUAAAUAUUGGUAUUUUAAAAUAAAAGCUGUUACAUCACUCUUUUAAA
Oryctolagus cuniculus (rabbit) is the source of this 5096-nucleotide messenger RNA. The record is from RefSeq and is a predicted model, not a curated record. Lineage: Eukaryota; Metazoa; Chordata; Mammalia; Lagomorpha; Leporidae.